CGCGAGAGAGCCAGCGGCAGGCGAGUGAGGGGCUGAGGCCGAGCGGCGUGUGGGAGUCGGUGUCUGUGGGAGUCGGGGCGAGGGCCAGGCAGCGCGACCGCGAGACUGUGAGGAAGGGGCGACGGCCGAGGACGCCUGGCCUGGCCGCGGCAGCGGCGGGCGGCGGAGGAGAAAGGAGGCGGCUUCGGCAUCACCCCUCCCCCUCCCCCUCCGCGCCUCAGCCGACCUCCACCCGGACCCCGGCGGCGAUUCCAGGGGCGGCCGUGCCAGCUCCGCUGGCCGGGGGUGAGGGCGGAGCCGGGGGCCAGGUAGAGUUUAUAUUCAAGAGGAAAUAAUCCAGAGAAAGAAGAACAAGUGGAUCAAGAUGUGUAGCUCUGUGGCUGCCAAAUUGUGGUUUUUGACAGAUCGUCGCAUCAGGGAAGAUUACCCCCAAAAAGAGAUCUUACGAGCUUUGAAGGCCAAAUGUUGUGAGGAGGAACUGGACUUUAGGGCUGUGGUGAUGGAUGAAGUGGUGCUGACAGUUGAACAAGGAAACCUGGGUCUGCGGAUCAAUGGAGAACUCAUCUCUGCCUACCCACAGGUGGUAGUAGUGAGAGUUCCCACCCCUUGGGUACAGAGCGAUAGUGACAUCACUGUUCUGCGUCAUUUGGAGAAGAUGGGCUGCAGAUUGAUGAACCGACCUCAAGCCAUCCUGAACUGUGUUAAUAAAUUCUGGACAUUUCAAGAGUUAGCUGGCCAUGGUGUGCCUCUGCCAGAUACUUUCUCUUAUGGUGGCCAUGAAAAUUUUGCUAAAAUGAUUGACGAAGCAGAAGUACUGGAAUUCCCAAUGGUGGUAAAGAAUACACGGGGUCAUAGAGGCAAAGCUGUUUUCUUGGCACGAGAUAAGCACCAUUUGGCUGAUCUAAGCCAUCUUAUUCGCCAUGAAGCUCCAUACCUGUUUCAGAAGUAUGUGAAGGAGUCUCAUGGACGAGAUGUGCGUGUCAUUGUCGUGGGAGGCCGUGUAGUUGGCACCAUGUUACGUUGUUCCACAGAUGGGAGGAUGCAAAGCAACUGCUCACUAGGUGGUGUGGGGAUGAUGUGCUCAUUGAGUGAGCAAGGGAAGCAGCUAGCUAUCCAGGUGUCCAAUAUCCUGGGAAUGGAUGUGUGUGGCAUUGACCUGUUGAUGAAAGAUGACGGCUCCUUCUGUGUCUGCGAGGCCAAUGCAAAUGUAGGUUUCAUCGCCUUUGAUAAGGCUUGUAAUCUAGAUGUAGCUGGUAUCAUAGCGGACUAUGCCGCCUCCCUUCUGCCCUCUGGCCGGCUCACCCGGCGUAUGUCCCUGCUCUCCGUGGUGUCCACAGCCAGUGAAACUAGUGAGCCGGAGUUGGGUCCCCCCGCCAUCACUGCUGUCGACAACAUGAGCGCAAGUUCCAGCUCAGUCGACAGCGACCCUGAAAGCACGGAGCGAGAGCUGCUCACCAAGCUCCCAGGGGGCCUGUUCAACAUGAACCAGCUGCUAGCCAAUGAAAUCAAACUCCUAGUGGAGUGACUCCGCCAAUCAAUAAUUAACCAACAAAAACCCUUGUAAAAUUUUCUUUUCAGUUCUUUUUUUCUUUUUCUUUUCUUUUCUUUUUUUUUUUUUUUAACCAACUUGCAAUGCUGUUCAUGGAAGGUGCUUGGGAGGAUGAUAGAAAAUCUGUAAGAUCAGUUGGAGGGAAGAGGAGGGAAAUAAAUGAGACCUGGUAGUACACAUACUGACUUUUCAUUUACAGAAGCUACAAAGAGGCAGAAGUGGUGAUAUAAAAAAACAGUCAGGCUCUCAUAGUUAUCUUUUAAAUUACUAUAAAAUUUGUAUGCUCUCAGGCCAUGCCAUGAGGAGCAUGAACAUUUUGUUCAUGUCCCUUGCUUUGUCUUUAUAUGAAACAAUGUUUUGGUACAAAUACCUGAUGUAUUGUGAAAUUUAUAAAGAGUGGGGGAAACAUCUACCUAAAUAAUAGAAAUUUUUAUGAACAAAUCUGAAAAUUCUGACAUCUCACUGUUAGCUAGCAGCUUUAGUUCAUAGUAGUUUGUGAAAUCUCAAGGGACUCUUAUUGGGAUUUCUCAUUUUCAUGUUUUUCUUUUAAUUUGGGUGGCACAACAAAGUGAAUAUAACCCAAUAAAAGCUUUUUAAUGACAAAAUGGGCAUGUUUGCAUGAUGAAAGGAAAUGAACAGUAUUGCAAUGUCUGGUAUACAAAAUAACAUUUACUCAAUGUAGAUAAAGUUACACUAGUUUAAAAUAUGUGGAUUGAUUGUAUUUGUUAGUGUUUUAGUCUUUUUUGAAAGAUAUAUGCUCUGUUAAUGUUGCAUUUUUUUUAAUACAUGCUAGUCUAACAUUCCCUGCUCUAUGCCUGCAUCUUUAACAAUGGCCAAAGUGAGAAAUAUGCUACCUUUUUGUUAACAAGACACUGACUUGAAACGUGUACAUUUGAAGCCUUUUCUUUUUUUCUUUUGGUGGUUGGACAUUUAAAGAAUAAGGUCAAGGAAAAAUAUUUUUAGGGGGCAGAUCAAGGGCCUAUAACUUCUGAAGCAUAAAACUGAAUUUGUUUUUAAUGCCAGCAUUAUGUAUUUGCAUUUUUCAUGUUUUACAAGGGAGUAUAUAUAUGUGUGUGUGUGUGUUUGUGUGUGUGUGUGUGUGUGUGUGUGUGUGUGUGUAUGCACGCAUGCAUGUAUAUGUGUUUUGCUUUUUGUUUAUACCAGCCAAACAAAAAAGAUAGAGUCUAGAGAAUAGAGCAUGAUAGGAAACAGUUUUUUAUUUUAAAAAGCAGAUGAGUUGUUUUCAUGACUUAGACUCCUCUGGGGUAGACAUAGUUAUCUGAAGAUAUAAGGAGAAUAGAUGUUUCUUAGGCUCUUUUGUAUAUAUGUAUGUUUGAUUUAUUUUUUGUUUGCUUUUAGACUGUUCAGUGUAUGAUUUAUUCAAGGCCAUAUGCUGUCCUUCAGUACUUAUGGCUGUAGAUUUUCUUUCUCCUCAUAGAAUUUGGGGUGGGUGGACUUGUUUUUGAUUUGGGAGUUUAUUUAGCAGUAUUGAGUCUCAUAGCCCUACUUUUAAGCCUUCAAUACUGACCACUCUUUAUAUUCCUUUAUUUUCUGAAUGUAUAAAAGCCCCCAAACUGCAUAUGAGCCUUUAAAACAUGGAUAGUAACUAUCCCAAUACUGGGUUUGGAAGGCAUGUUAAGAAAUGAAGGUACUACAGAGCUCAACAUAAUUUUUUAAGCAGCAAGUUUCGUCUCCCUACAAAUCCUCUGAAGCUUUUAUCCAAGCCCUUUCUUGCCUCUCCAGUGCUAUUUUCCUUCAGAUGGACCUAAACAUAAUUUCUUGGACACUACUACAUAGAGACUUCGAGGCAAUAAUAAAAGAUAAUACUAACCUGCUCUGACAGAGGUUUGAUCAUGCUUGUACAGUUUCCCCCUCAUUUAAAAAAGGAAUGUAAUAAAAUUUGUUUUUUUCCCUAUAGAAUUAAGUAAUAUUAAAGUUGAGUGAAAGGUUGACUGUUGGAAAAUAGAGUAGUACCUCUCUGUGCACUGUCUUAUUUCACCUCAGAAAAAAAGAUACAAAGAGGAGUUUCUAAUUUAUCUUCAGGAUAUUCUAAUUGCAUCUAAAAGAAUGACUUGCACAAAGCUGUGGGGAUCUCACACAGCACCUCUGACACAUUAACAAAAAGAACAAUACUUGGUACUUCUGUUGAAUGACCAUAUUUUAGAAGGGUGCAUACUAUUUGGUUUAGGGAAAUAAACAAAGAACUGCUUAAGCAAGCCAUCAUUCCUAUGUUCUUGUAGAGAUCAUCUGAUGCCACAUAUUAUGAUACAUUUUACUUGAACAGUUAUAUAUUACACACACACACACACACACACACACACACACACAUAUACACAGGUUAGUACACAUUUAAAAACAAAUAGAAGAACCUUUUUAUUUAAUUAAAACCUAAUUUUGUGUUGGUGGAAUAAAGGACCAAGAGAAAUGUAGUUAGCUGCUUUUUAACUUUUAUCAAAUUAGAUAACUAUAUAAGAAAUAUCUGAAAUUAUUUCACUUACAUUUUUACUCAAUUUAUCCAUCUUCUGUGCAUUUACAUUAUAUUGAAACAUAGCUUUAUCAACAUGCUUGUGAAUUUUACACUCACAAAUUAAAGUGAGAAAGGUAGGGAUGGUCAUUUGAGACUUUCAAAACAUGGGUAUCUUCUUGAGUUCCCUCUAGAAUUAAGGUAAAGAUUAAGAACAAUCACUCAUUCUCAAAGAACUUAAAAGAAACAGCAUUAAAUAUUUAAGUGGUAGUUGGAUGUAUUUACAUAAUUGUUUAAUAACGUUUGUAUAAUCUUUAUUAUCAUAAAAUGUAUUUAUCAAAUAUGUGUAAUCAUUACCAUGCCAAAAUCUGAACACUGUAAAUUUUUUGUAUAUUGUUAAAAUUGUAACUCUAAAUUGUAUUUUUUAAAUAAUUCUUUCUGAUAUUGUUUUUAUGUCACCCAUGAUGAAAACUGGACUUUCCUAUCUAUACAUAUGAACUAUUCUAUUUAAAAAUUUUUAAUAGCAUUUUUUUCUUUUUUUGGUGCCUAUACUUGUUUAUUUCUGCUGGCUUUUCUCCAGUGAACUCUGAAAUCUUUCUAUAUGUGCUCUCCUUAAGAAAAAUAUCCUGGAACAUUAGAAAAAUCCAACAAGAGACUUGCUUUCAUCAAGCACUUUACCAGACUUUGAGAAAAGGUACUGAAGGCAUUGAAAAAGUCAUUGACUUUGAAAAAUCAUCUCUUUUUAUCAAGAAGAAACCAAUGGAAAAAUAAAUUCUCUUCAUUCAGUGAACCCCCAGUUUGGGGUUUUGGGGCUUAGAGACAUUGUGAAAUCAAAUCUUGUGUUACAUUUUUCUCCUGGCUCGCUUUUUUUUGAGAAGGUUUAUGGGCUAUGUGGCUGGUGAGACACGAUCCCCUCCUAAGAAAAUGUAGGUGCUCAGACAGGUAACCUCUGCUGCUACUGUUUUUAUUUGUUUGUUUGUUUAAUUUUAUUUAAAAUUUGUUUUGUUGUACUAGGAUUUUAAAAAAUGUAAUAUAUUGCAGGAUUUAUAACCAGGUUCACUGCUUUCUUUCUUUUUUCUUUCUUAAAAAAGUUUUAUUUAACAUAAAAUUUAGGCACCUUUCAAGCUUGGAUUUUGGAAUGUUUCAGUAGUGGACAGAAAUCUGCUGUUGGAAUCUUCUAGUCUUUCAGGUUUAAUUUGAAAUGUUUUUAGUUUUGUUUUGGAUUUUUGUGUGAUUUUAUUUCCUUUAUAUCUGUACCAUUUUGCCAUGCUGUUUUGGGGUGGCUGCCUAACUUUAGUGAAAAAUUUUUUCUAUAUUAACGAAAGUUUGGCUUUUAAAGUUCCUUAAUGCUUUACAGUUUGAAAAUCGUUUUUAAAGAAAUAUUCUAACUGUUUGCACUGUUACUGUUCUUUGCCAGCCUUUUCAGGAGCCAAAAAAACCAAAUACAAACAAACAAAAAUAUACCCAGAGAAAAAACUUUCCUUCUUCCCCCUUCCUGAUGAUGAGUGAGAAGUAUUGAGAACUUUCGGGGUCAGUGCCCUUCUAAACUCCCCUUCCCCCAUAAUGCAGCUGUGUAAUGAAUGCUAAAUGCAGCGGUUUGGAUUCAGUCACAGCCCCAGCCUGCUGGCAGGUAAUUUGACUCUUUCUUUUUCUUUCCGCCACAAGGCUAACUUAACUUUCUUUUAUAAAAAAUUGCCUUUCUUCUUGCACUAUGAAGGCAACCAUGGGUUUGUUAUAACUCUCACUUUAAAAAUGCAUAAAUAUGUUCACCAAAUAAUUUGCUUGAGGAAGAGCUUCUGGCUAUGAAGUUUGAUUGGGAUGAACUCAGGACUUUAGCCAUUUAGAUAAUUCCAUUCCUUGCAUAUAUGUCUAUAAUUAAGUAUUUCAGAGUUUGACUUUUGGCUUUGUUUUCAUUUUGGGUUUGUUUGUUUCUUCCAUUGUCCUACUCUGGCUUAAGCUUUUUCAGGGGUUGGUGUUCCGAAUAAACAGUGAGCUCACAGUAUAAAGACAUCAAUUAGGAGUUGACAGGUAUGGAAAACCAGUUUUGAAAAAGUAAAAUAGGUUCUAGGUUAUAUGUAUGAUACAAAGUCACUAUAGUAUUCAGUUGAGCUUAGCACUUCUCUUGUAACAUAAUUAUAAAAAUGAAAGGGAAUGAUGAAACAUAGAUUAAUAGAAUUCUCAUUAUUUAGGAGGAAUACAUCAGAACUGUCAUUUUAGCAUUUCUAAGACACUGUCAAAGAAAUAAACAUGAACACUUUUUGAGGUUAUAAAAUCAUGACUUAAGCACUCAGAAAUUAUAGGUUUGAAGCAGAUAAGGCAGUAUUUCUGAAGUACAGCGUGUUUAAACAGAUUAAUAUCAUGACAAUUAAAUUAGUGGCAGGAGCAAGAAUACAACUGUUCAUUUGAUAGCCUUCCUGUUAGUAAACUGGAAGAGUGGCUGUCCCAGUCCAUCUGCCCCUUUCUGCUUUUUUUUUUGGUCUUAAACUAUGACAGUAAAAAUGCUGUAUUUUAUCAUUUUGGGAGAUGAUCCUCUUUCUAGUAGAUAAGAUUUAUGUGAAAGUAGUUGGGACUUUUUCAAACACAUGCAUCUGCAUAAUUUUAUCCUGUGACUUUAAAUGUCCUAUCUAAAGUACUUUGUAGUCCCUGUGUCACUAGCAAAUAGGAAAUCCUGGCCAUAGGUGCUGUUUUUAGUGUCAUUAGCCCUGUUUUGUGCUUGAUUUUUAUAAGAUAGGAACAGCACCUAAACACCUUUAGAUAAAAGUAAUUAUCUGUCAAACUGAAAUUUACUAAUAAAAGAAUCCCAGCUCUACUCCUGCAGAAUAGAUGAUGUAUAUUCAUGCUUAUUCAGGAGACCUUUGUUCUCUUGCUGAUAAGAAUGGCCAAAGUUAGAAUGUAUAGAGUACGUGAUUGCAUAGGGCAUUGGAGAGUUUAAAAAACCUUCCCUCUGCUGCCCACAUUGAAUACUACUGGUUUGUAAAGAAUUAUCUUACUUUCACAUUUUACCAUGUUCAGAUUUAUUAGGUGGACCUUAUUUAUAUAGUAUAUAUACCUGGCUGUUACUGUGGGGUUUGGGAACAUGAGGGGUGGGGUGAACUGUUGUUGUUUUAGGUUUCAGUCAGACAGACAUCCCUGUGCCCAGUUCCCAGAAGCACAGCAGGCCUGUAGGAGCAUCCGUGGGAACGGCGCAGUCCUGACAUCACCAACUUCUCCUGCUCAGGCUCAUCCCAUAUACAGAGGUCAAAAGGGUGGGGUUUGAGAUGGGGAAGGAAUGAGAAAGUAGAAACAAUAUUGCAGUGCCACUGUUGACUAGCUUUUGGUGUUUGUGUCAGUGUUUGUAUUAUUUCUUGAUAUUUUUCAAAAUUGUCAGAAUUAUGCAUAUAUUAGUUUUGGGGUAAAGGUAGUUGGGAGGGUAGAACAAAAACAGCCAUUACUGUUACUAAUUAACUCAUUACUACAUACUGUCUCUUACUGGGUAAUGUAUAAUAAGUUUGAAAUGAAAAAAGUUGAAAUGACAAAGAAUGAGAAUAUAAAUGAAUCUUAGAUUUUAAUGAGCACGGAACAUUUAUGCUGUGCUAUUGCCCAGUUCUUCUACAACUGCUGUGAUAUUUGUCAUUCUGUCUUUUUCCCCCUGGUUUUUCUAUAUAUGCAUAAACGGUUUGAGGAAAUGCACGUUCAUGAUUAGUGUCCUAAGAGACUUAAUGAGUGUAUCAUUCACUUGAAAAAAAAAAAUACUUGGUGCUUAUGUGGGCAUACAAAUGCUACCCUAUUUUAAAUAUAGGUGGCGUAUGUGUUCGUGUUUUAAUGUAUUCAGAGCCAUUGGGCAAUAAGCAGUCCAGAACAUUGAAAACUCAAGCAGGUAAAGCACCUAACACCCCUAGUUUCUAGAAUUACUUUAAAAACCUUUAUAAUAAUGCAUCUUCCACAGUUUUUUGGGUAAUCUCUGAACUUUAAUUUUGCAGGAGUUGUAGACUUCCUAUUAGAAUCGCAAAUUAUAUAAGUGUUGAUAGAUUGUAGGAGUAGGUAAAAAAAAGAAAACCAUAACAGAGCAGGGAUGACUCCUUGAGGUAGCAGCAGUUCCGUGUCCAGAUCUUUCCACUUCUUUCCUUCCUUCCUUUUCCUUUUCAAAAUUUUCCCAGCUUAGCAUGAGCAUUGAUCAUUGGUUGUUUUUGUUUUCCUUUUCUGUGAUUGGGACUUUAGUUUCUGAUUUUUUUUUUUUUUUGUGGUGGGGAUAUCUGGAAGAGACAUGGAAAAGUUGCUGCACAUAUUUUUUUUUUCUGUUGAAAUCUGAACAGUAAGCAAGAACUUUUUCUAUAUACCCUUCUGCUGCAGCAGAGAAAUAAACUGGUAGGUGGCAGCAGAGGAAGGAAUUCUUCAGAUUGAUGUCUACUGACAAUCUACAGUGGAGUCCCAACAGCCAAUAAAGUCAAGGAGGCGAAGUGGAAACAAGAAUGAAAUUGCUGGAUUUUGACUUUGAAUGGUUCUUUUGAAGUAACCAGUGGUCUUUCAUUACAUCAUUAAUAGAGUGGAUGAAGAUAGACUUGACUUUGUUUUCUCAAGGAGAGAAAAGAAAUACACAGAACAAGAAAGCAAUCACUCUAACCUGUUUGAUUCAGUGUUUUAUAAAAUAAAAACACCAUGAAGCGGAAAUAAAACAA
Messenger RNA from Cavia porcellus (domestic guinea pig), 8668 nucleotides. It is a transcript of the gene Rimklb, whose product is annotated as ribosomal modification protein rimK like family member B. The transcript is spliced from 7 exons. Gene Ontology annotation, molecular function: N-acetyl-L-aspartate-L-glutamate ligase activity; ATP binding; metal ion binding. The record is from RefSeq and is a predicted model, not a curated record. The coding region runs from base 365 to 1525 and encodes 386 amino acids. Gene Ontology annotation, biological process: protein modification process. NCBI's taxonomy places the organism in Eukaryota, Metazoa, Chordata, Mammalia, Rodentia, Caviidae. Gene Ontology annotation, cellular component: cytoplasm.